ACAGACUGAAACCUACAUACACAGGAUGGAUCUGGACAUGGGAAGAGGUAAAGGUGGUCAUCCACACCUAUUAGGCCUCAUCACCAAACACUUCCCACUGUGUGACCCACCAAUGACCCUCAUUAAUGAGCUUAAGCUAAUUGCAGAUGAGCUUGUCCCUAAGUGGGCAAACACAUCGUUAACAUAUAUCCCCCUCCCCCUCCUCCCCUUUCGUCCUGAAAGUCAGUCUUGUUAUUGAGAGCCCUAGGGCCACUGCUUUCUCAGGAGUCGCCGCCUAGCGAUCUUAGCGUAGCGGUGUGGCUGUCCCCGGUGGCAUCAGAUCGGGGCGGUUGGGCCUGGGCUGGGCCCAUCUUAGGCUGCCGCUAAUCCCUGACCUGGUUGUAAGAUCUCUGAGCCGCCAUUGAGGACUGCGCAAUGCGACGGGGUUUAAAUUAACAACGAGCUCUUAAGAAUGAACCUGUGGAACUGCCUGGACCUGCCGCGACCCAACGGAAAUAGCCACAGCCCAGCUGAAGGACGGCCGCAAAGCGCAGGCACAGGCAGACAGACUGAGACGCCUCGAUUGCUCUGGAUGACUUUGUCCAGUCGCGAGGCUCCACGCAGACAUUAUGAGGACACCUGGUUAGCACAGACAGUCCCUCUUUGUCCUGCCUCUGUCCAGCCAAGUGGUUUUGGCAGACGGUGCGCUAGACUGACAUUUGUUCUGCCUCAUCAUCAUAUGGCGAGAACCCAUCAUCAUAAGCAGUCCUCUCGAGCCAAGUGGUUUAACUGCAGAUAAAUAAAUGCUGUCGUCGACCAGAACCCCUUCAACGGCCAGCUGCCCUGAUGGCAGCCCGCGCUGGGUCCAAAUAUGCGUGAAGUGGAUCAGCUGGGUCUGGCUGGAGCAGGCCCACGUGCUUGUUUACCACCCCACGCCCAGCCAGGCUCGUCUGGCCACUCAGCUGACCGAAGAGGAGCAGGUGCGCAUAGCCCAGCGCAUUGGCCUCAUCCAGCACCUGCCCAAAGGCCUGUACGACCCCGGACAUGACGCCUCCGAGAAGAAGAUCCGAGAGUGUGUGAUCUGCAUGAUGGACUUUGUGUACGGCGAGCCCAUCCGGUUCCUGCCCUGCAUGCACACCUACCACCUGGACUGCAUCGACGGCUGGCUCAUGCGCUCCUUCAUCUGCCCCUCCUGCAUGGAGCCCGUGGACGCCGCGCUGCUCUCCACCUACGAGACCAACUGACCUUUCAACCAUGACCUUUGACCCCCAGAGCUGCUUCACCGGCUCCUCCUGCAUGGAGCGCGUGGACGCUGCGCUGCUCUCCACCUACGAGACCAACUGACCCCAACCGACCCCAACUGACGCCAUGACCCCAUCAGGCCCAGGGCCCAACAUACACCCCACACACACAUAUACACACACACACGUGCAGAGACCAGUGACACAAAGACCACACACACACACACACACACACACACACACACACACAAACACAAACAUUAGCAUACACACACAAACAUUAGCACAUGCACACACACAGACACAGACACACACACACACACACAGUCACUGAGUGUUAGCCAAUCGCCUGCUGCCACAUCAGACUCCCAUGAUGCUCCCAUGACGCAUCAUCAGCGCUGCAGCUGAGCGAGUGGCGUAGGUGGGGGGGUGGAGAGGGUACUGCAGCUCCUGUAACUGUGUAGUGAACCUCCUGCUGCUCCACCCAAAGACACCAACCCAACCCCACCCCACCCCACCCUUAAAGACAAAUGACUCUGCAUGCCUGGGCCUUGGCUCGGUCCAAGGAAGCUUUUGACCCAGCGAAGAGAGAAGGUGUUGUUUGGGAGGACGGUGUGUGUGUGUCUGUAUGUGUGUGUGUGUGUGUGUGUGUCUGUCAGGAAAAACCCAGGAGGAAACAAGUAUGUACAAGUGACCACACUGCUGACUCCGGUCACGUAACCAGCCACCCCAUCCGCUGAUGGACAGUCCGGCUCCUGACUGAGACUUCCUAUCCUUUACCAGGACUCGUGUCUGCUCCACAGACUUCACUUUGAGGCUCAUUUCAAUGGAAAGAGAGCCCAGAUUUACUUUUCUUUUGGGAAUCCAAGCAUCUGUUUGGUUAUUUGGCCUAUCCCUAGGUAGCAGGAGAACUCCUGUCAGGUGUGUGUGUGUGUGUGUGUGUGUGUGCCAAUAAUUACUGGCGAUGGGUGUGUCUCUUCACACACACUCAAAAUAUCAAGAUGAACCAUACAAAUGAAGAAAUGUUCUCCUUCCAUGUCAUUGACAGGAGUUGGACUUGCUUAAUCAUUUGGCUUUAAAAUAUUUGGUAGUCACAAAAAAUAGUUGAUUUUGUUUUGUUGUACUUUCUUCCCCUUAACUUAAUGCUCCUGUCCCUCUGUCAGACUGAAACGCUUGGAGUCUGACUAUGCUAAGCUACUUUAGUGCACUUAUCACUGCAUGUCUUCCUGAGACCAUGCGACGUAUGCUAAUCUAACAAACACUGGAGUUCUUAAAUCAGUUCUUGUCUGUCAGUAAUCAUACUUCAGUCUUGGUUUCUGUUUUGAGUCACAGUUAUGCAAGAGAUCUCACAGUGAGUCAAUUAAUGAUUGAAAUAGGAGACUGUGCGUGAACAGCUGUUUUGCUUCCUCUCCUCUGACUCUCCAGCUUUCUUGUGGUUUGUUUCUAUUUUUUUUUUUUUUUUACUGCGAUUUUAGUGUGUGCUUGUGUGACAUGUUUUUGUCACGUUCCGAUUUGAAUAACAGAAAGCAUCCCAAAUAAUCGAGUUUAUAUACAAACAAACCAACAAAAGAUGGAUACGUUGCAAUACAAAUCAAUGAAAAUCAAAAGGACAAGUCUCUGGACACGUGGGGUUAUUAACCGUCUUUUGCUGUUGUUGCUCUUCACCAUGCUGGGGUACAUUUAUGUCCAUCUAGAAGAGAGUCACUGACAAGUCAACAGAAAAACUCCCCCUGUCUUCCUGUACGUGUGGCAGAGUGUUAGUGCCGCAGAGCCACAGGUCUGACUCUGAGCAAUAAGCAGUGCGGAGCAAACCUCUUCCCAGAGCGAGCAAGCGAGCGCGCGCGCAGGGAAAAGACUUGUCAUUGGUGUAGGAUUGCUUCUUUUUGGGCUUCUCAGGUGGAUUGGGAUACAUUUCCACACUUCCUCCUUUUUCUUCUUGAUGGUGAAAGCACAAGAAACGAAAAUGUUUUGCUGUUUUUAAGUCGGCCAUGCCAAUUUUUCAUUGGAACAAGGAAGUGUGCACGUGAGUCAUACCCCUAGCAGCACCAGCUCUCAUGUUUCAUGUUUUCCAUAUCAUGUAAAUGAGGAGUGAAUCUGAAUACUUUUAGAGUGAUUUAUUGUGAUAUUUACAACCAUUUCUGAAAAAUACACUUGGUGUGGUGCAUAUUUGUUUGGGUAUGUGUAUGCAUGUAUGUAAUGCUUAUUUGGUAUCACACCAUCCAAGGACGUCUAAAUGGGGCUUUUUUUAAAAAAAAAAAAACUGCUAGGCUUCCAUGCUAGGGAGCGAAAGCAUUGGGAACAUCCUUCUGUGAGUUUGGAUGGUGGUGGUCCACGUCCUAUAAUGUCUUCUGGGAGGGUCAUGUCUGCUUUGCACAGAACCUUUUGUUUAUCGUGUCACUUUUGUCUCUCAUUCAGCCUGGGUCUCCGGUGCCUUCAGUCACAUGACACAGAUAUGCAUUUUGAUUUGUCCCCGAGGCUGGCACAGGAUCUUGUCGGCUGUGCUUGUGGUUGAGUAACCAGUGAUUUGGUGUACAGUGACAGAAGCCUGCAGCACACAUACAGACACACACAUGCCCUGAGGACAAACCUGGUGCAUGUAAGCAGGGCCAAAGACUGGGAUGACAGCCCCCACCCCCCGGUCCCCUCUACGAAUGAACUGUAAAUGCAAUGUACAACAUUACAACUGAUCCCAUGUGGUUAGGCAACAAGUCAUGCAGACAUGUGAGGUGUGUAUGAUACAGUAAGCAAUGUGUGUGCCUGUGAGAUUGUUGUGUUUUUCUUCUGGUUUAUCUCUGUCUGUAAGUAUAUAAAGGCAUACAGUGUACUGCAGACAAAUAAUAAAUAGAAUCUAUGCUAAGGAA
This is a messenger RNA of Sardina pilchardus (European sardine), 4081 nucleotides long. It is a transcript of the gene rnf11b, whose product is annotated as ring finger protein 11b. Gene Ontology annotation, molecular function: ubiquitin protein ligase activity. The record is from RefSeq and is a predicted model, not a curated record. Lineage: Eukaryota; Metazoa; Chordata; Actinopteri; Clupeiformes; Clupeidae. Gene Ontology annotation, cellular component: ubiquitin ligase complex. Gene Ontology annotation, biological process: ubiquitin-dependent protein catabolic process. The coding region runs from base 783 to 1223 and encodes 146 amino acids. The transcript has 4 exons.